CAAUAACGAUUUUCCGAGGGUCGAGACAGGGUCGGUACAGCGGGGUGGUGCAACGAAAUCUAACCCGGGUUGCACACAUACCUACAUCUAAAAGCAUAACUGUGGCGUGUGAUUUUAGUCUUUUUUCUCAUCAUUGUGACGUCAUUGAACGAAGAAAUUUAUACACUGCAAGCGCGAACUCGCGGUGUGUUUUUUGUACUCGACGUUUCGCGCUUCCGCAGCAACGCGAACACGAAACAUGGACAUUACCAACCGUGGAAGAACUUAGCAACCGAUACAAAAAACAAACAAAGAAACAGUAAAAACAAAAUAUUGAAAAUUGAGUUGAAAAUCGUUCGAAAAAACUGGAUAUGGUUUCUUACGGAAUUCGAUCGUAUAGACAAUGACGAGAAACUCGCGCAGGUUUCAAGAAGAAAAGUUUGAUUGAACAGCCCAUUUUGUUGUUUUUCUAUUUCGACAUUUUUCUCACGCGAAUUUUUCGUUCUUUUUUUUAAAUCCAACCGGUGGCAUUGGCGUAUAAAAAAAGCUCAGUUGUGUGUUUCAACGAAAUUGGCUAGCCUCUCCGUAGUGAGAGAAAAGCCAGGUGCGUGAUGGCUUCGAUAGUCCUCAGAUCUCUGUCCGUUUUGUUGGGCAUAUUUUUCGUUUUUGUUGGAACGAUCAAAGUCACUUCGCAACUCAGCAAGGAACUCCACAAGGAUUUGAGGAAGGAAUACGUCAAAUAUGCCAAAGUGUUCCCGCUCUCGGAGACUCUGGAUUUCAAAGUGCCGAGCAAAUGGUAUCGACGGGUUGUUGGAUCGUUGGAAAUAAUAUGCGGUUUGGCUAUGGCAACAAUCCCGAGUCGAAAAGUUAAAAACGCCUCGAACGCUGUUUUACUCUUUCUAAUGUUGAUGGCUGUUUAUUCCCAUCACCAGCUCAACGAUAAAUUGGAGAGAACCGCUCCAGCCUUGGUAUUUCUGUUUAUGCUUACCGGUAGACUGGUGAUAGACUGGCAACUUGGCCGGCACGAUAAUCAAGCGGUAAAUGCGAACGGUGUUGACGAUAAAAAUAAGAAGCAAGACUGAAAAGCAUCGUUUAGACGAAAGAAAAAUAAAGCGAAGUGAGGAAUCGUUGCCGGACCGUGGCGAGGAUGAUUUUUACAUUUUUUCAAAUUACGACGCACCGUGUCGACGAUAUUGAAGCAAACAAUAAGAAAAACUGAGAGAAAUUUAAUCAACUGAAACGAAGCUGGCAAAGAGCCGGACGAUUGGGAGUGACGAUUUUAAAAACGCAGUGACAGAUGGAGGAAAGCGUACAUUAACAAAAAAAGCGUGUUUUUUACGAUUAGAAAAACUGGGAGUUUGGACUAUAGCGUAAAACGCAGACCGACUCAACGCUGUUGACCUGUGGCUAUAUUCUAAAUUUAACCCCUCCGAAUAUUUGGGUGGAAUUGUACAAGUUAAUAUUAAUUGGCUGCCCUUUUGGCAAGCUUCUGUGCACACGAAAAGUCAAAUAGACGCGUUAAGCGCGGGCCAUUGGAUUUGUACAAGCUUGAUCAGCACAAAAGCAACGUAUACGUAAUUGCCGUUCGGUUCCGUUAUCUAUGUCGAUAGAAAAAACGAUUAAAACCCGUAUGAAUGUAUAUAUAUAUAUGUAUGCCAUAGUUGAUAAAAAAUUGAUAUGCGCACGCACUGCUGAAAAGGGAUUGAAUUGUAAAACGCAACCAAAGAUUUGACACAAGGAAACGAAAAAACUUUGAGUUUUAUGUACAAGUUUAAACUACGACGAGUUUCGAGUCGACUCUUACUCGCCUUAUUAUUCUUGAUAUUAUAUCCGUACGUUAUUUAUAGCCAAUCCUCUGUGUACAGAAUCCUUCAUGAAAAAGAAAUCACACUUUUGAAAAAAAGCCCACCGUCGACCAAACUCAUUGAGCUUCAUUUAACAUACUACGAGAGUUCAUGAGAAUCGCACACGUUUUCAGAGUGUUCAUUUCUUUAGGUAUAGUUAUAUAUGAUAACGUCUAACCGAUAAUGGCACAUGUAAAUACGAAGAGAAUAAUAAACCCAUACGCAUCUAGAUAGGGAUGAAACAAUAA
Messenger RNA from Venturia canescens, 2071 nucleotides. Its product is annotated as novel acetylcholine receptor chaperone. The coding region runs from base 591 to 1061 and encodes 156 amino acids. The transcript is spliced from 4 exons. Gene Ontology annotation, biological process: positive regulation of protein localization to cell surface; chaperone-mediated protein complex assembly. Lineage: Eukaryota; Metazoa; Arthropoda; Insecta; Hymenoptera; Ichneumonidae. Gene Ontology annotation, cellular component: endoplasmic reticulum. The record is from RefSeq and is a predicted model, not a curated record.